GUCAAAUGUAUACACUGAAGACGAGUUGAGGUACUUUAGAUUAACUAAAGCUGUUAUCAACUAUUCUCCUGAAGCGUUAAGAAGAGUUUUUAUGCAAGAAUGGAACCGUCUUUAUCGUCCAUGGAAAAAUGAUGCAGCUAGUGGAUUACAGAUUCUUGCCAAAGAACCAUUUUCAUCGCGUUUGAAUGAUCCAAAUUACGAGAAAGGUUUUCAACACAUAAAAGACAAUUUGCGACGUGGAGAUGUGCAGGAAUGGGACAUAACAACGCUGAACUUUGCUUUGCUCCACUCCCACUCUUUAAACAGUAUACGGGGCCGCUGGUACUGGAGAAGGAUAAAGAAAGCUACACAUGCCAUAACAGACGUCAGAAACACAGUGUUUGCACAUCGUCACAAAGCGUCAAUUGAUUACAACAAUUUUUCAAGUACCUUCGAAACUUUAGAACAAGCCAUGAAAGACUUGUUAUCAACGUCAGAUCCUUUGGUUGAAAAAUUAAAAGCGCUAAAAGGAGAAACUGAAUUCGUAACAGAAGAUCUUGUCGAGUGUAGAAAAAUGCUUGAGGAAGCCAGGGUUUUAAAGCCUGCGAACGAGGUUGGCUCUGUUGACGCAGAACCGGAGCGCUUUAAACCAACAAUUUACAAGAGUAAGAAAUAUAUUUGUUUGAUGAAUGAAUCAUGUGCUAUGGUAUGCAAUUUUCGUUGGGACAAAGUUAACAAUUUUCUUCAAGGAUUCAACGAUAGUAUGGAUAUACAGAUAUAUGCUGGUAUUCAAAAGGCUGUAUCGCUGAGUUCUCAGUCAAAGAAGGACGAAAGUUUUGAAAUUCUCAAUUCUUUGACUUCAAAGGCUAAUUCGGCCGAACAUUGGGGGGUCAUACUGAUUGCGCGAAUAAAAAUUGUCAAGGCAUGGAUUUUACAUGAUCGUGGAAAUGAUGAUAGAGCUAUGUAUGAAGUGGACGAUGCGGAGAUGACGUUAUCCUCCGGAGAGUGCCCCGAAGAUCAAGCUGAAAUUCACUACACGAAAGCCAAUAUCCUCGUAUCGUCAGCGGCAAACAGCCCGAAAGACCGCAAACGUAUUUUGUUCCACUAUGAUACAUGUAUUGAACUUUGCGAGAAAGCUACCGUGGACAAAAGUAUCAUAAUCAAGCACGCCAAACUGCGGAAGGCGCUUUUCCAUCUUGGUUAUUACGAGAAUGGUAUCUUAGAAGAAGCACCAAAUCCCUCAGAGGUUAAAACAGCAGAGAACAUUUUGACCAGUCUUGCUAAGCAGCCUAAUCUGACAGAAAGAAACAAAAUGUUCUUGAUGUAUGGUCAAUCCUUGCUCGCUUUUCGGAAGGGGGAAGCAGGCAUGGCGACAAAAUUAGAGCACAAGCUACGACAAAAAUGUGAACAUUAUCAAAUAAGUUUUGAGAUCAAGAAACUAGAUGUGUUGCGAACAUUGUUACGAGGUUGACCAAAAAAUGCGAUCAGUUCUAAAACCUAUACUAAGUGUUUUGAUCAAAAGGAAAAACUUUUUUCUUUUUUCUUUUUCCGAAAAAUUACUAAAAAAAUCUUAAUUAAUAACAGAAAAAAAACUCACUAAUAAAAGAAAGAAACAUGCCCGGAAAACCACAUCUUGUAAACUCAGGACACAAGUUAUAAAAAUAAGACACCAAUUUUGCAGUGAUACAUAUUUGAGUAUAUUUCAGAAGUCAUUCUUAAACCAACCCUUUGAUUAGAUCAAAGUUUAAGAUGUUUCAAUACUGAUUCCAUGAAUUGAAAAGGCCAUUUUCCAUAUGUGCCUUCAUGAAUUGCAUCAGACAAAAUUGGAUUGUGUGAAAAGACUACACGGAUGAUUAUAACUUCUGGUCAGAGUAGUCUAAAUGUUAAAUGACUUGUAUUCAACAGUAUGAUCAGUGUGUACUAUCACCAAAAGGAUUAUAGUCAUUAUACCAUAUAGGCAGCCUAAACACUAAUACAAUAUCUGUAUUAGUGUUUAGGCUGCCUAUAUGGUAUAGGUCUAUGAUAAGGUCUGUUCACACGAUCCAAUUUGUUGGAUUCAAUUCACUUCUAACGUAUGGAAUAUAGUCAGGUAUUGAUACAGUACUGCAUUGGCUUCAGCGGAUUUGCUGCUCAAAAACAUUACAAGGCAACAGAAUAUAAAGAUCAGAAGUGAAUUAGCCUUUCUCACGAUGACGAAUAUGUCGCCAUUUUUGGAGUACUUUUUUCAAAAACCGGGAGCGUAUUAAAGACUUGGUAACGGCGACUGUCUUUAAUUUUAAGCUGAAUUUAUUCUUC
Molecule: messenger RNA, 2274 nt
Organism: Dendronephthya gigantea
Lineage: Eukaryota; Metazoa; Cnidaria; Anthozoa; Malacalcyonacea; Nephtheidae
Exons: 2
Coding region: 92-1450 (452 amino acids)
Source: RefSeq, a predicted model, not a curated record